CCCCUCCCUACUUACUAUUUACAAUGACUGCUAAGUUCUGCACUAAAUACCCAACGCUAUCCAGAUCGACUAGUCGAGACUGCGAGAAGAUGUACACACUAAGUGAGAUUCAUGAGGAAGUUGAUGACGACACAAUGGAAGCAGGAAUGCUUAGUGUACCACACCAGUCAUUCGACCGUCGCCAGCGUAGUGUGUUGAACCGAAGUGUAUCCACUCCUGUGUUCGUAUUCCCCCCGGAGAUGUCCAGCUUCAGUUCUCUUUCUCUGGACAGUGGAUUAAAAUCUCCUCGGAGUCUUUUGAAAGUGAGAUCCGAAAACAGUCUCGAUAUGAUUGCCGAAGACCCGCAAUGAGGCUGAUGAUUAGAAGAGUAUUUUGGAUUAACUACGGCGACAUUCAUAUCUACUACAUGCAAACUGGUUUGCUUCAUAUCACUGAAUCGUCAUGGAAUGACUGUGCUCCGCUCUGUGUGAGGCGGCUGCUGAGCUCUUUAUGAUGGUGCCAUCAAUUGCCACAACUGGAAUUGUGAUAUUUUUGUAGGCAGUUCAACUGCACUACCGCUGAGAAUCGCAAAUCAAAGAAGCUUCGUUCUUCUCUUUUGCUGAAGUUCCGACCCUUGUAUUGGUAUCAACCCGAGAUGUUCACUCUUUCUCACUGACUGUAUUCUAUUCAGUACUGUACACAAGAAGUAUACGUCACCGCAAUUGGUAUUCACUGCUAUGAUAGCAUGUGGACAGAAUUUAGAAAGCGGCAGUGCCGACUGCGGAGCUGCAAAUUGUGUCUUAACCCGUGUAUUGAUAUCAACCCGAGAUGUUCACUCUUUCUCACUUACUGUAUUCUAUUCAGUACUGUACACAAGAAGUAUACGUCACCGCAACUAGUAUUCACUGCUAUGAUAGCAUGUGGAUAGAAUUUAGAAAGCGGCAGUGCCG
This is a messenger RNA of Sphaeroforma arctica JP610, 929 nucleotides long. RefSeq lists its product as hypothetical. Lineage: Eukaryota; Ichthyosporea; Ichthyophonida. The coding region runs from base 24 to 350 and encodes 108 amino acids. The transcript has a single exon. The record is from RefSeq and is a predicted model, not a curated record.